Molecule: messenger RNA, 3504 nt
Organism: Dissoconium aciculare CBS 342.82
Lineage: Eukaryota; Fungi; Ascomycota; Dothideomycetes; Mycosphaerellales; Dissoconiaceae
Product: glycoside hydrolase family 18 protein
Exons: 1
Coding region: 133-3165 (1010 amino acids)
Biological process (GO): carbohydrate metabolic process
Molecular function (GO): hydrolase activity, hydrolyzing O-glycosyl compounds; chitin binding
Source: RefSeq, a predicted model, not a curated record
CGAGCGAACAGAUCGUGCGUUCCGUAGUCGAAUGUAUCUUCGAUUCUGCCCAGUACAAGACUUGGAUACGGAAGUCUCGAUAAUCUUCAGAUUCGUACUUUGCUUUACUUGCUGUCCCCAUCGAUCGCAAUAAUGGCCGCUUCGAAGCACAAACUCACAUUCCUGUGGCUGGCCGUCUGCACUUUGCAGCUCGCCCACGCCAUCAGAAUGACACCGUUGAACGCUCCCGCUGCUCUGCGUGGAUUUUUUCAGGACUAUCCGAUCAGUACGGUUCCUGCGCCGCCAUUGUCUAAUACGCAUGCGGCAGAUGUGAAGAAAGCUUUCCUCGCUGGCAACCAGACUUCAUCACUUCCCGGCGUCAAUGAGCGACUAUGUCCCGAGAGUUGCAAGUUACUCGGCUCCGAUCCUAGCAAAUGGUUCGUCUACCACGAUACUGCCUUUGCCGCAAAAUGCAAUCAACCCAUGCUGCUCGACUUCGCGCUCGUCAAUCCGAUCGACGACCCGAAGACGCCAGUGAAGAUCGCAGCAUGCACCGCCGAUGACCGCGAAGCUACCAAGAGAUCAGCGACGAUAAGCAGCUCGAACUGUCAGCGAGAACAUAUCACGCAAAGCGUCAAGUCCUCAGCAUUGCGAUUGCAAACCUCGGGGUCUUCAGCCGCUGGCACAGCCAGUGAUGUUCUACAAGUCUUGCAGUCCUUGCAAAUGACGUUCGAUCUACGCGGGAUGUCCUGCAAUGCGACGAUCGACAUCGCUUCUUCGGGACUCACAGUAGCGGGUGCAUACAUUGGAGCAGGAUUGAGCGCUCAACAUCUAGGGCCCGAGCUUUUGACCAAGAUAGCUGCGGAGAUCCAGCACAAAGCCUCUCUUACCGAGACCAUGUUUGUCCAAUUGUGCAAUGAGACGACUGCUCGUUACAUGCUUGGACUGUACAUCAGUACUCGGACUGACCUAGGUGCUGUCCAGGCUGCGCUAGGAUCUUGGCAGAAUAGCACAUGUAUCAGUUCAUCAGGGCAAAGCUCUCUGGAUUUCGCAGACAUGAGAUACAUGGUGGCGUCAUCAUCCCCCGAUUCUGGGAUCACCGGAAAUUCAACUACGACACCUUCAAACGGCACCUUACCUCUGACGCCUUCUCAUUUCCUCUCUCCUCGGGCUAACUGUCGCACUAUUCAAGUGGUGUCCGGGGACACAUGUUCCUCUCUUGCGUCAGAGUGUGGAAUCACACCUGCACAAUUCACGCAAUACAACCCCGGCAGUAGCACGUGUUCUUCGCUGCGGGCCGGACAGCACGUAUGCUGCAGUGCUGGAACGCUCCCUGAUUACUCGCCAAAGCCUUAUGCCAACGGAACUUGCUACACGUACGUUGUCGUAUCGGGUGACUCCUGCUCGUCUAUCGCUGCUGCGCACUCUUUAACGCCUCAGACCAUCGAGAUUUUCAACGCAAAGACCUGGGGCUGGACCGGAUGCUCAAAGCUAUUCGCGGGCUACAACAUAUGCCUUAGUAAGGGCAACAUCCCCAUGCCAUUGCCUGUUCCGAACACUGUAUGUGGGCCGCAAGUUCCUGGCACCCCAGCAGCGCCGCCGGGUACUAAUCUCUCGACCCUGAAUGGCUGUUUGCUGAACGCUUGCUGCGACAUCUGGGGGCAAUGCGGAACGACCGCAGAAUUCUGUACCAUUUCGCAAUCCGAUAACCAAGCUCCUGGUACCGCUGCUCCUGGACAGAACGGAUGCAUUUCAAAUUGCGGCACCGAUAUCGUCACUUCGCCAGCGCCUGCAAGCGUGUUCAACAUCGCCUAUUUUGAAGCGUAUGAUUGGGCUAGGAAAUGUCUCCGAAUGCCUGUUACUCAACUCGAUACUACCUACUUUACUCAUAUCCACUUCUCUUUCGCCACUUUCAAUCCAGACCUGUCUGUGAACACGGACGCUAUCGCAGCUCAGCUGCCACUUUUUGCGAGCAUGACCGGGGUGAAAAAGAUCAUAUCUUUCGGGGGCUGGGGAUUCUCCACCGAUCUUGGGACGUAUCAGAUCUUUCGUGAUGUUGUCAAAUCUCCCGCAAACCGCGCUACAGCAAUCGCGAGCGUUGUGAAUUUUGUUCAUCAAUACGGUCUUGAUGGAGUUGACAUCGAUUGGGAGUACCCCAACGAGCCCGACAUCCCGGGUAUCCAGCCAGGCACUAAAAUCGACAGUAUUGGCCUACUCCUGUUUGUCGAUGGCCUUCGAGAUGCCCUUCCUUCAGGCAAGACUAUCUCUGUCACCGCACCAGCCUCAUUCUGGUACCUGAAGGGCUUUCCUAUCCAAGCUCUCAGUAUUGUUGCAGACUACAUCGUAUACAUGACGUAUGAUCUACACGGACAAUGGGAUUACGGUAACAAGUGGUCUGACGAGGGUUGCCCGAGUGGGAGUUGCUUGCGAUCUCACGUGAACCUUACAGAGACGAUCAACGCCUUAUCUAUGCUCACAAAGGCCGGCGUUCCAUCUAAUAUGAUCGUCGUCGGGGUCAGCAGCUACGGCCGGUCUUUCCAGAUGGCUAACGCGGGCUGUUGGACGGAGCAGUGCACCUUUACCGGGCCUGAUUCGGGCGCCGAAAAAGGCCUCUGCACAAACACUGCCGGUUACAUUGCGCAAUGGGAAAUUGACUCCAUAUUGUCGAGCAAUCCUUCCGUGCAUCAAUAUUGGGAUCCAAAGGCUUUUUCUGACAUCAUCGUUUACGACCAGACCCAAUGGGUCUCCUACAUGAGUGCUUCAAACAAGGCAGGUCGGAUGAAACUGUACCCUGCCUUGAAUUUCCUCGGAACGGCGGACUGGGCGGUUGAUCUACAGUCACUCGACGGCGAUGGCAGUCCAGAUCUCGCCUCAUCCGACAUUAUCUAUAUUGAUCCCGGAAUAUGGGCAUCAUCGAAUCCCAUGGUGACGGCAUCAACAGGCGCAACCCUCAUCUGGCCUCCAAUGCCUCUGGGUAGCACAACGACGAUCAGUUUCCCACUCUUGACGACUUCUGUGACGUAUUCGAGUCUCACGACGCUUACUACUUCCCUCCCCGAUGGAUCCGUCUCGUCUUAUCCAUGGUAUAACCACAUCUCGUGGCUUACUGUGCUGACAAUUCCACCUGGUAUGCUGUUCCACAGUGAUUUCUUAAACAUCAGUGCCCGACGGCUUACAAUCCUUUAGUGACCACGACAGCUAUCCCGAUAUGGGCUGUGACGAUACCCACUGCCUCCACAGGCUCCAUCAUUUUGGCAAGCUCUGUCCAACCACCCCCUUUUGUUGUGACUGUCACCCCGUAAGUAGACAACGUAUAUGCUGCAUCGGGAAUUCAGAUACUGAUGUCCGUUCGCAGAGUUUUCGGCGGUACUACUUCAAUAAUCGGACCCACCAAAACUACGACAUCAAGCGGUAUCGCUGCAAUUUGGUUCGGCGGAUCAGACGGGCCACAGACCUACAUUCCGACACCUCAGACUGAAACGUUCGGUGGCAGGACGACCACCUAUGGAGGGACCACCCUGCCCG